Messenger RNA from Nicotiana attenuata, 1628 nucleotides. RefSeq names its product VAN3-binding protein. The record is from RefSeq and is a predicted model, not a curated record. Lineage: Eukaryota; Viridiplantae; Streptophyta; Magnoliopsida; Solanales; Solanaceae. The coding region runs from base 175 to 1341 and encodes 388 amino acids. Gene Ontology annotation, biological process: phloem or xylem histogenesis; auxin-activated signaling pathway; leaf vascular tissue pattern formation. The transcript has 7 exons.
UUUACUUUAUUGUCUCUCCUAUAUAUAAACUCAUUCUACAAUUAAAGCUAAAACCAAAGUGUGUAUGUUUUUAACUUGCUUUUUCUGCUAUUAGUGUUUGUAUACAGUCCUCAGAUUGCCAAGGCAAAAUAGCAAAAGGGUGAGAAUUGGAGAGAGCUGAAAACAGGAAGUAUUAUGGAGGAAAACUAUCUAUUGGGUUGGAAGAAGAAUGAUUCAGAUAAUUGGCUUGUGAGUGUAGAAGAAGAUGAAGAGAUGAAAGCAGAUUUACCAUCUUUACAUCAACCACAAACACCAAUGGAGCCUAUGGAUUUCUUGUCAAGAUCUUGGAGCCUUUCUGCUUCUGAAUUAUCAAAAGCUCUUGCUCAGAAACAGAAACUCAAUACUUUUGACAGGAAAUUUAGUGUGAUUCCUGAGUCAGUUUCUCCACCUCCACAACUACCAGGAACCAAGAUGUCGAAUUCACAAAACGGGCGAAGAACCGGGGGGAUUGUAAGGUGGUUCCAUCCUAAGGAUUCUAACAAUAGCUCUGUCAAGAAGAAAGAAAAGGCACGCCUAGAAAAUGCGCAUAUGCACGCUGUCCUAUCUGUAGCAGGACUAGCUGCAGCAUUGGCUGCUGUAACAGCAGCAGAGAACUCCAAUGGUUCAAGCUCAAAGAUGAGCAUGGCUUUAGCAUCAGCUACUGAACUCUUGGCCUCACAUUGCCUUGAAAUGGCUGAAUCAGCCGGGGCAGAACAUGAUCGUGUAGCCUCGGUUGUUAGAUCAGCAGUGGACAUACAUAGUGCUAGUGAUCUUGUCACACUCACAGCUGCAGCUGCCACAGCUUUGAGAGGAGAAGCAACUCUUAAGUCAAGAUUACCAAAAGAAGCAAGGAGGAAUGCAUCUAUAAGUCCAUGUGACAAAAGCAUGGUAGAAGCUCAAAGUUUUGCUGCUUUCCCUAAUGACACGGACGAACACGAUUCCCCCUUUGUGGAUGAAUUGGUGCAUAUCACAAGGAAAGGGGUGCAAAGGUGGAAACGCGUGUCUGUCUAUAUUAAUAAAAAAUCUCAGGUUGUGAUCAAGUUGAAGAGUAAACAUGUUGGUGGAGCUUUCUCUAAAAAUAAUAAAUGUGUUGUUUAUGAAGUGUGUGAUGGAAGUGAUGCAUGGUUGUUCAAUAAAGAGAUUGAAAGCCAAGAUUUGUACCUUGGAGUAAAGACGGCUCAGGGUCUUCUGGAGUUUAACUGCAAGAACAAAAGCCAAAAACAAAAAUGGGUUGAUAGAAUUCAGAAGCUUCUUGAUCGAGUCAGUUUAUUUGAAGAUACUGAGGGCUCAAUGACAAUGUUGAACAUUAACAAGAGCAUUUGACUAACAUAUUAGUUUCUUUUUUUUAACUUUUGUGUUACUUUCUGUAUAAAAAUGUUUGAGAUAGUACUUGGUUUGUCCAUUGAUGACUUUUCACUAUUCAACAAGAAUUUAGCAUCUGAAAGCUUGGUAUUCUGAGGCCAGGUCUUGUUUGUAAGAAUUUUGUAAAUUUUCCUAGUACGGUUUGGGAUGAAAUAGGCUUGAAUAAAGGAGAAUGGAAACAACGAAUUCAUUAUUCCCAACUAGUUAAAUAUACUGGUAUUUUGAAGAAAGAUGUCAUUUUCCUGGGA